Linum trigynum is the source of this 4038-nucleotide messenger RNA. The record is from the annotation of a GenBank genome assembly. Lineage: Eukaryota; Viridiplantae; Streptophyta; Magnoliopsida; Malpighiales; Linaceae.
CUUAAUACAGGUAGCUAGCUCAUGUCAUGGAUUUCAACAUUGAUUUGUCAACAUAAGGGUUAAAAUAACUUAAAUAAAAAUUAAAUUCUUAUUUAUUAUAAUAGUUUCUAAAUUUUUAGUUCAUUUUAUCCAACCAUACUAUAAAUAAAAAUAUUUUUUACUUUUUUUCCCUACUUCCUCCCAGCCGAUCUCCCCUUCCCUCCAAUCCAACCCCUUUUCUCUCCCCGGUCCCACCCAAAACUUCCUUCUCCCCAUUUACGCCCCAAUUUGGGGGGCAUGAUCAAAUAGUGAAAUUGCACCUCUUUUCUACUCCCCCCUACUGUUCAUAAAGAUCCAAAUGGGUGCAAUUUUAUUGGGACUCCCAUUUACCCCCCAACAAAUGCACCCCCUUACAUUUACCCCUCUAAACAAACAUAGUGUACAUGUAUAAGAUCGAUGCUGUCACUUAUGGAAUGGUUGGAUAAGAGGAAGAAACAAGACAGAUUAAGUUGUUUAGUGUGGAUCCGAUUCGAGCUUAUGACGCAAUUUAAUAAUAUGUAUUACGUUUCUGUCACUUAAAUUUCUUCGAUAACUAUGACUCUAAGAAGAUGAUAAACGAAGCUUUUAUGCGGUGUUUGUUAGCGCUUGGGUGUUUGUACUUUUGUUUUUUUAACACUUUGUAUUUUUGUUACUCACUCAAGGAGAAACAACACACAUGCAAUUAAUCUCAGAUGUACAAAAGUUGUAUGAUUAACAAAUCUUGUCUCUUAGAUAGAAGUAUUUCUCCGAUUUCAUCAGGUGGUGUGAUGGAGUUGAGGUUGUAACGUUCAAUCGCUAUGGAAGAGUGCACGUUGUUCAUUAUUGUUGUACAAUGUGAUUGAUCAUGAAGUAUUAACGAUAAUAAUCGCGAAACCAGCAACCAAAAGAGUAUUAGAUGAACAAUGAUGGGGGAUUAAUUAAGUAACUUUCAUACUGAAUUUUACCAAUUAAACAGGACAAUUAGUGACAUCCUGGUUUCAUUAAUGCAAAGAAUAUUAUACUUGGACCACUCUAUCCAUAUCCUUUUUUAUUUUGUUCCUUUGCAGAAGUCCCUAACUCUACUACAAAUGCCAUAAUUACCAUUUACCACCUACAACUUUAUUCCACUCCCAUUAUAUCCCCACCACAACUCUCAUGAUUCUCUUCAGCCCCACUCCAUUCCUCAUAUCACCAAGUCUGCAUGUGUCAAAUAACUCAUUACCAGAUAGUAAAUGCAUACUUUAUAGUCCCUCGACCCCACUACACCAACCAUUUUUUGUUCAUACACAGGAUUAGAGAAAAUAAAUUAAGCUCAUAAUUUUGACUUAAGCUGCGUGGGUGGGAGCUAAUGAUGCCCCACCUUUCUUAAUUAACUGUGCGAAUAUGGGUUUAUUUGUUUAAUCUUUUCUGUUUUUUCUAUUUGGAGAAAAUGAUUAGUGUCAACACGUCUCUAUACAUGGAGAGAUAUCAUUAUUAAGUAGUAACACUUUGUUUACAUUUGGGUUGGCUGAUCAUUAGUGGGAUGCUGAGGAUGGUUUUGCUUGAUUAAGGAUGGGCUUCUGGAAGAAAAGGUGGGGAGGUUUUGAUUAGGAUGGUGUAACUACUAAUUACUAGGAUUAGGUUGGAUAAGCAGCUAGACUAAUGACUCUAUUAGGCAAACUCUGGCACAUGGGGUACUCAAGUAGUACAGCAUGGACUUACUCACUUUCUAUAAAAUGGAUUGUUCAUGGCAAUGUUAAUCAGGGUGUAAAUGUUAGGUUUACCACUGUAACUCGUCUCAUAUGCGAAGGGGUGGAUGUCUGAGCGAUUGGAAGAAGUUGACUUUCGUGUCGUAGAGAUAUAAUUUGAAUUGUACUAACAUGUAGUAAUUGGAGUCACACCGAAGUGCAUCGUGCAGUUAAUCUUACAGGUUUAGUUUAGUUAUGAUUUGGUAAAUUUAUAUCAUUGCAUUAAAGAGGAUCAUGCUUAAUUUGUACUUAAAAAAUAACAUAUAUGAGGAUUGAAGUCGUAUGAGAUUGGAGUUUGAUAGGUUUUGAUCCAAUCUCAAAUACCCACCAGGAUGAACUAUCAACCACUGACAGACUAGAUUGUUUUGUUUUGUUGGGUACAUCACGAAUUGGAAUAGAAGACACCCCAUAUAGGUCACCUAUUGCAUAGCAAACUGCAAACACCUCUUUUGUUACGGUCCGGCAACGUUACAAUGGACAAUGACAUUCAAAGUUGAUCAUCUUUCACACUCUUAAAAUCUAUGUCUUUUCUUCUACAAGAGUGUAUGCUACAUGAUUAGCUUCCGUGAGAGAGUGAUGCAUGAACACAUUACAAUCCCCGAUUGAUUCAGAGGAACAUCGAUCGACGAAGUUGGCUCGAUUCUUUUCUUUGUAUUACUAGAAUAUUCACUAUAGAUGGUAGGUGACUUAGCUCCCAUCAUAAGUGACCACAGGAAGCAGUAAAAUGCUUCAUUACAAAACAAUUUAAUUUUCCAUGAACAUAAAUCAAAUUCUAACAUAAUUGAUUGAAGGAUGAGGCGAGCAACCAUCUUCAAAACUUGGCUUGAUUUUGUUUGUGUACUUGCUUGGUUAAAAAUGUGUUGUUGCUUAUAAAAAUGAUAAUAUCACAGGAGUGUUGUCGAGUACAGUAAAGCCCAAUCGUUUAUUGUAGGCCAAACCAAGCCCAAUAGAAACAAACGAAAGUCAAUCCAAACCAACCUACUCCUUCAGGCCCGUUUUCACAGUAGACUCACACAAAUCCAACUAGAACCGGCGACGAAUGACGCCGACUCCGUUUACGUUUAUCUUCCCAAUCGCCGAAUUCUCAAAAUUCUGAAGCAUUCGAUCGCCUGCGAAUCAAUCCCCGAAGAAAUCUUGUUGAUUCGUUUUGUUAUCAGCGGCCAAAAGUUAGGCAUCGCUCUGAAUCGAAGAACCAUGCCGAAGAAGAUGGGGGUGAACAGCAAAGCCGAGGUGGCGAGGUCGCGGAAGAACGCGACGGAGAGCGAGAAGAAGGAGCGGGAGGCGAAGGAGAAGGAGGAGAAGUACUGGAAGGAAGCGGAGGGUCCUAAGUCUCGCGCGGCCAAGAAGCGGGAGGAGGAAGAAGAGAAGCGCGCGGAGGCGGCGGCGCGCAAGGCGGAGGCGAAGCGGCUGGCGGAGCAGGAGGAGAAGGAUCUGGAGAAGUCGCUGAAGAAGGUGGACAAGAAGGCGACGCGUGUGGCGAUUCCCGUCCCGAAGGUGACCGAGGCAGAGCUGAGGAGGAGGAGGGAGCAGGAGCAGGCGGCGCUGGAGAAGAAGUCCGAAGAGGCGAAGAAGAAGCAGACCAGGACGGCGGAGGAGGAAGAGUACGAGAGGCUGGUGCUGGUCGAGAACACGAAUCGCGAUGAUUCGAUCAUUGAGGCCAGGACCGUGGAGGAUGCUAUUGCUCACUUGACUGUUGCGGAGAGCUUGCCCGUUGAUCGGCAUCCCGAGAGGAGGCUUAAAGCUUCGUUUAAGGCUUUUGAAGAAGCUGAGCUCCCAAAGCUUAAGGAAGAGAAGCCAGGACUAACUCACAAUCAAUACAAGGACAUGAUUUGGAAGAUGUGGAAGAAGUCUCCUGACAACCCUCUCAAUCAGAUUAGUAGUGAGUAAGCCUGUGCCCCUGUCACAAAACAAAAAGUGGGCAUGACUCGGUUUCAUUCUGGCUUCACUGCUCGCAAGGAGCCUUCCUUCUUGUCUGUUGAAGGUGGUGUCAGAAGCUAGCGGCGUAGCCGAGAUGAGGUGUGGGAGGAUGAUCUUCUUAUAUGGUUGAGUAACUGGUAUAUGGUGUAAAUGGCAUCUGCAUAAACUGCUGCUGAGGACAGUAGAAUCGUGUUCUUCAGUUCUUGGUUGGGAAGUUUAGAAUGUGAUUGAAUCUUAGCUAUGCUGCGUUAUCCAUUGUUAUAAAGUUGUAGCCCAAAUAAAAAUGGGAUGGUUGUGGGGGUAAGUUUGCUCUGUGUACCUGGGAAACAAUGUGGUGGUUGUGUAAACAGUCUUCUUCGUCUUCUUCAUCUCAGAACAAUAAAUUUCCCCAUUUGUC